AUGCCGCACGCAAAAGUGCCCUCGAUCAGCGUCUCCAACGAUUCUCCAGACAGACAAGGCUCGGAUGCUCGUGGCCGCACGAUGAGUGACGAAGGACUUGCGCCUGUGACUGCCAGCGACUUGCAGAGGAGCCUCUCUCGUGACUCUAGUCGGGGCCGAACGAGCACCAAGGACAAGAUAAAGGGGAUGUUCAGUCGAUCGAGAUCACCCUCGCCCUAUGCUCGCUCACAGCCUCGAUCGCCUUCGCCCAAGCGGUUGGGCUCGGGCAGCUCGGCAGAGCGUCUGGCUGCGAGCGAGUCCGAGCAGCUCAGUGACUCUGAUGAGGACGCAAAGGGAAAGCGAAAGAUCGGCGGGAUAGUACCCAGCAAUGCCUUUGUGGAUAGCGAUGAUGACCUCACGCUCGUCGAGGAUGACUCGCUCGACGUGGACGACGACGACGACGAUGAGCUCGACCAUGCGCUCUUGGCGAACACAGAGGCCAACAUGGCUUCUUACUCGGACGCAUCGUCUUUCUUGGCCGCUUCUCAGCCCUCGCUCGUGCCAGAACCAGGCUACAGCAUGACAUUCGAGGGCGAGGGACCCAACCUCGUCUCCCAUGGCACUGCGCCCCUUCAGAGCAAACCAUCUGUCGACAAGUUCGCAGACGGUCGACCCAAGCCUCGUCGUCAGCGCACGCUCUUGCGCGAGGGACACGCAGAAGUGAAACAGUCUCGACCGGAGUUCAAGCGCAACAGAUGCUCCAUCGUGCUCACGCAUGGAGACUUCGAACAAGCGCAGGAGGACUCGAAACGACCGAGGCUCUACCUUGUCGCGUCUGAUCUGUCUGUCGAGUCGGAAUAUGCCAUCGAAUGGGCAAUCGGCACAGUCUUGCGCAACGGUGACGAGUGCAUGAUCGUGUCAGUCAUAGAGACAGAGUCAAAGCUCGAUAGCGAGAAUCAGUCAGACAAGACCCACAAGAUUCGCUGCCAGCAGGACAGACAGCGACAGGCACUCAAGCUUGCAAAGAUUGCUACCAGCCUGCUCGAGCGCACACGAUUGAACGUGCAGAUCACAUGCCAGGCUGUGCAUGCGAAGAACAGUCGGCAUAUGCUCAUCGACAUGAUUGACUUCCUCGAGCCUACAAUGGUGAUCAUCGGUUCGCGAGGACUGGCGAAGCUCAAGGGCAUGUUGCUUGGCUCUGUCUCAAACUAUCUCAUCCAGAAAAGCUCUGUACCCGUCAUGGUCGCAAGGCGACGGCUCAGGCGGCCUCAGGUGGUCCACAAGAAGAUGUCGACGCUCAACCAUCAGGCCCGAGUUUCGCUUGCAGAGGCUCAAGUCGAGAAGGACGCCAACACGGGCACAGUGACAUCUCAAUCAGACGCAGAGGCCGAAGAAGCCUCUGCUCGUCCGAGCGAAGAAGGCGGAAUGUACGAAGCCGAGCUGAGUGAGAACGUCUCGUCAGUCUCGCUCGAGGGAGCUCGUUAG
Mixia osmundae IAM 14324 is the source of this 1464-nucleotide messenger RNA. RefSeq lists its product as uncharacterized. NCBI's taxonomy places the organism in Eukaryota, Fungi, Basidiomycota, Mixiomycetes, Mixiales, Mixiaceae. The transcript has 8 exons. The record is from RefSeq and is a predicted model, not a curated record. Bases 1 to 1464 code for a protein of 487 amino acids.